Leucoraja erinaceus (little skate) is the source of this 2797-nucleotide messenger RNA. It is a transcript of the gene ppp4r2a, whose product is annotated as protein phosphatase 4, regulatory subunit 2a. Bases 120 to 1283 code for a protein of 387 amino acids. The transcript is spliced from 9 exons. Gene Ontology annotation, cellular component: nucleus; cytoplasm; protein phosphatase 4 complex. The record is from RefSeq and is a predicted model, not a curated record. Gene Ontology annotation, molecular function: protein phosphatase regulator activity. Gene Ontology annotation, biological process: protein dephosphorylation. NCBI's taxonomy places the organism in Eukaryota, Metazoa, Chordata, Chondrichthyes, Rajiformes, Rajidae.
CCGGGCCUGCCGACUGGCUGAGUGAGGGGGGAGGGGGGGAAACUUUAUCCCGCGGUACUCUUGGUCCCAGUCAUCGGCGUGUGGGAGGGGGGGGCGACGCUUUCUGUUGCACCUCUAAGAUGGAGCCCGAAAGCCUUCUGGAAGCUCUGGCAGAUUUCGAGAAGAAGUCCAAGAAGGAAGUGUCGUCGCUGCUGGACCAGUUCCUUUGUCUUGUCGCAAAGACGGGGGAAACUCUGAUUCCCUGGUCACAGUUUAAAUGCUACUUUGUAUUUAAAUUGGAAAAAGUCAUGGAUGACUUCAGAGCUUCUGCUCCUGAACCGAGAGCUCCACCUAAUCCGAAUGUGGAAUAUGUUCCUUAUGAAGAAAUGAAGGACCGAAUUCUUAAAAUUGUUAAUGGUUUCACGGGUAUUCCCUUCACAAUUCAGCGUCUAUGUGAGCUGCUUAUUGAUCCUAAGAAGAAUUACACUGGGACAGAUAAAUUUCUCAGAGGAAUUGAAAAGAACGUUAUGGUUGUCAGCUGUGUGUAUCCCUCAACAGAGAAAUACAACUUUAGCUCAAAUAGUUUGAAUCGUGUGAAUGGCAUCAUGCUGUCAGGAAGCCACACUGGUUACACAGACAGAUCUAAUAUCAAUGGUCCCGGUACACCAAGACCUCUGAGUCGAUCAAAGGUUUCAUUAUCAAGUCCUUUAACAACAAACGGUUUGCCGAACAGCUCUGACAGAGAAAUAAAUGUACAACAAACAGAGGACAAGUCUCAUAGUGAUUCACCUACAUCCCAUGAAGAGGACGUUCCAAGUACCUGUUCAAAAAAUAAACAUUUGGAAGACACAAUGGAAGCCGAGGCUCCUGAGGUAAAACGACUGAAAUUUGACGAGGAAAAUGAGGAAAAUGAACCUGUUCAUUCUGAGACUUCCUCAGAAAUGCCUGAAGAAAGUGAGAAUACUGAGAAGCAGGAAGAAGCCAAAGAUGAUCCAGCUAACGUAGAUAAAAAAGAAUCAAGUGCAAAAAUGAAAGCCUUGUUUGAAUCUGAUGAAGAGAAAGUUGAAGUUUCAUUUAAAAACAUCAAGACUUCGGAUGAAAAUCAAAUGGACCAAUCGGACCUAACCAAGACUUUAACUUCUGAAGAAAGUGAAAUCAGUGAUAAUACUGAUACUAUUAGAAACAGUGUGGACUGCAGUGCUGCAGAAAAACCAGAUACACCCCCCGAAACUCCAGAAAUGCCUUCUGAGAGCCCAAUGGAGAACAGUGCGGAUGUCACAGAAGAACCAAUGGAGCAGGACUAAGAGUAGAGAUAAUCUGUGCUGUAUUUUCCAUGAGGUGUUGCUUUUACACUGUAUAAAUUUUAUGUAAUAAAGUGGACCUUUGUUUUCCAGAAGAGGAGGAAUAGUCCUUCUCUGAUCCCUGGAAGAGCUGUAUUAGAUGAGAACUGUGAAACCAGCUCCUUUAGAUCUCAUCUACUGCUCCCAUCAUUUUUGUUUUGUUUGGUCAAAUCAGUGGGUUAUGCAUAGAUUUUUAUUUAGAGAAAGUUUUUAAACUGGAUAAAUUGUCACGAUGUUUUGCAGUUCAUUGAGCUAGGCCAUUUACUGUAAUUAUUCUUUGUCUAGUUUUUAAACUUCAAGAUUUAAUUUCUUGGUCAUUGUUUCAACUUUUAAUACAUUUACUUAAAACACUGCAGAAACCACAAGUUGCAACACAUUCCAGAGAAAAAACUCAAUUAUACAUCACUUCUAUUUACUUCUGAUCCUGCAUUGAUGGAAUUUAUUACUCAAAAGGGAGUAAGUGGUUUACAUAAAAGUGAAACAUCAAAUCUUCAAAAUCAGUUUUGGUUGCAGAAUAAAUGCUUUUUUUAAUUCACUGUUCAAGCAGAAAAAGGUGGGAAGUAGUUGCUCAAUUUAUGCUCAGUGGUUAAAACGUUGCGAACAUUUGACUAAGUCCCUUUCAGUUAAAAUACUUGUAGCAUGCGGACAGCAAUGUUACACUUAUACCACUGACUGUGUUGAAGAGCUGCGGCAAUUAACCUGUUAAUUUAGUAUUGUGCCAGAUCUUGUGUACUGGUAAUACAAUUUUAGGGGGUGCAUUGAACCACCAUGAUUUGUACAAAAUUUUGAAGUGAAAGAUAUUUUUGAACAUGCUACUACAUAUUGACAGCCAGUGGUUGUACAUCUUUGGAGAUGAGAACUCAAAGCACAAAUGAUAACCUGUACUUGUGUUGUUUUCUGAUUUCCAGCUUGUAUAUUCAAAAUCCUUCAACUAACUUCCACAAUUACUGGCUGUCAAGUUUGUACUUGUUUCUGGCAACUGUACUUUUUGAUAUUUAGAAUUUUUAAAUUUCUGUAAGUAGAUUUUGUAGAUUGUAAUUGUUCACUGCCUUUGUGACACGUUAUAUAAUUGUAUAAUUUGUGUGUAAACUGAAUGCUAUGGCUUUCAAUACAGUAUUCAUAUAAAGCAAUAAAUGUUAUAUCUGGACACAGUCUGGAGAUACACUCCAGUUCCCGUUGAUAAAAUUUGCACAGGUUUACCAGAGGCCAUAAUGACUGCACGUAACUGGCAAUCUGCAAGAUUGGCAGUCUUGUCUUUCCUGUGAAUGUAGUAUUUUGCACUUGUUAAAGUGAAUAUUCUAAAGAUAUAGUUUUGUGGGAUCUUAAAUUAACUUUCUUAUGAGAUAAUUAAUAAUCUUCAUCCCAAGCGGUAUGUAAAGUUUUACAGGAUGCAUCUGCGCUGUAACAUUGUUUCUCCUCAGUGCUGUGGUUGCAAAUAUGCAUCUUAAGUUGCUAAUUAAACAAUAGUUUCACAAGUU